Glossina fuscipes is the source of this 6509-nucleotide messenger RNA. It is a transcript of the gene pigs, whose product is annotated as GAS2-like protein pickled eggs. The record is from RefSeq and is a predicted model, not a curated record. Gene Ontology annotation, molecular function: cytoskeletal adaptor activity; actin filament binding; microtubule binding. Gene Ontology annotation, cellular component: microtubule plus-end; stress fiber; cytoplasm. Gene Ontology annotation, biological process: regulation of microtubule polymerization or depolymerization; protein localization to microtubule plus-end; microtubule bundle formation. Bases 1 to 2892 code for a protein of 963 amino acids. NCBI's taxonomy places the organism in Eukaryota, Metazoa, Arthropoda, Insecta, Diptera, Glossinidae. The transcript is spliced from 8 exons.
AUGGCAUUGCUUGAGGCGCGACCCUAUCGACCCUUUAAAUCCAGCGAAGAAUAUCUGGAGGCUAUGAAAGAGGAUUUAGCCGAAUGGUUGAACACAUUGUAUCCCGAAUUAACAAUAAAUGCCGAUAAUUUUAUGGACCGCCUAGAUACGGGUAUAGCAUUAUGCAAGCACGCUAACAAUGUACGUCAAGCAGCCGAAGAUUAUUUGGCCCGUCGUCAGGCACGCAACAAAUCAAUGACACGUUCGAUAACUUCCGGCUCGGCUGGUCCAAUUUUAGCUAUGGGCAAUGUACACUACUUGCCAGCGGCAAAGAGCGGUACCUUCUUUGCCCGGGAUAAUGUAUCAAAUUUUAUUACAUGGUGCAGAAAAAGCCUUAAAAUCAUCGAGUGCCUAUUAUUCGAAACUGACGACCUCAUUAUGAGAAAAAACGAAAAACAUGUAAUUUUAUGCCUAUUAGAAGUGGCCAGACGUGGAGCAAAAUUUGGUAUGCUGGCUCCCAUGCUAGUACAAAUGGAACGACAAAUUGAUCGUGAAAUAGCCGCAGACAAUAAAGCGAACGGUAUCGGCUGUGCCACCCAAACUGAAAACGAUGCUACACAAACCGAUAAAGGCGUCGGCACGGAGAGUGUAGCCACCGAAACUGAUAUGUUCGAUGAUACCGAUUCGGAAAAUGAUGAUGACGACACUGAUGGCCCGAUGCUAAUGUAUGGACCACAACCACAAAUUGUUACAAACGAUCUAAAGAGCUUAGACGAAAUGGUUAGGGAUUUAGUGGAGAAAUGCACUUGUCCCUCACAAUUCCCAAUGGUACGCGUCUCGGAAGGCAAAUAUCGUAUAGGGGAUACCAAAGUUUUAAUCUUUGUUCGCAUAUUACGUUCACAUGUUAUGGUACGAGUCGGCGGUGGCUGGGAUACACUAUCACAUUAUCUCGAUAAACAUGAUCCCUGCCGCUGUAAGGCACAACAUCGUUCCGCAGUAGCUGCUCGCCUUAUACCACGUUCGAGCAAUCAAAGCAACGGCAUCGAACUGCACAGAGCACAGGUGAUAUUUGAAAGAUCACCGCCCUCAGCUCGAAAAAUUAUUUCCACUUUCAAUAAUCAAAAUUCUGGAAGUCUUCACAAUUUCAACGGUAAUAAUAUGUCACACAAUAUGGCCAAUCUGUCGCCUAGUUAUGGUGCUUUAAAUAAAAAUCGCAGUCGCAGUCCAACACCACAACAAAAAUUUCUACAUCAAAGCAUAAACAAUAUAAACACGGGUGGUGUAACGGAUAUGCCCGCCAAUACGGGGCUCAAUGUUAUUGAUAAAUUGCAUCCCAGUUCUGUUUCACCAAAUUUCGCUCGUCGUUCUAUGUCGCCGAGUCCACGACGUCUAAUGGAUAUGCGAAAGAAAUCAACGGCAUUGGAUGCAUGCAAUAAUGGGCCAAAAUCUUUACCCAUUACUGCUGAGUAUGAAAAUUUCGAACAGUCACCAGUCUUAGUAGCGAAUUCAAGUCAAAACUCAGAAACAAACACGAAUAGCAAUAAAUUUGAAAAUAUUAGCGAUAACGGCAGUGAGAUCAGCGAUGAAGGGUACCGCAGUUUGGGUGUCAUACAGUCGAAUGCUCAAAAACGCGAAUCGUUACAUAGCCAAACCUCAACCGAUGACGCUGAAAACAAUGCGCGUCACGAUCAAACAUCAAGCGAUUCGCAACUUUCACCUACAGAAGAAGCUACCGCCUCAAAUAAGACACCCGAAAAUGUAGAGAACAUUUACACGCAGAAUGACGAUCUGCAACUUGAUAAUGGACCGCAAUCAUUGCCUGCGGUUUUACCUAUCGACAGCGCAAAUAAAUUUGAACAAUCAGGUGUUUACAUAACCGACGAAGAUAUAACUGUUGAUAUUGCCAGUACAACCGGCUUAAGAAAGACGGACUUUUCAAAUAAAAUUUUUGGCAUAACCAACGGAGAAGACAACACCGACAGUACUACCACUAUGAAAAUGUCGACAAUUGAACCAGCAAAAGCAAAAGUCAAUUACAGCAAAAUACCGUUCUCGCCACUGGUCACAUCGCAACGCAGACGUAGCGUUGAUAGCAGCAAUUGCAAUUCGACUGGCAGUUUACAAGAUUUGCAUUCACGUACCGGUCUACCGGCUUUUAAUCGCAACAAACCAGCUUACAGAUCGGUCAGAAAACCGAACACUUCUCAAUUUGCUAACGAAAUGGCAUCCGUGAAGAAACACAAGGGACCAGCAUCUUUGGCUACUGCAGGUCGCGAUGUUACAAACACUUGGAGUGGAAGGUCUACGGCAAAGACUGGAGGUAAAAAGCGACCAACGCUAUCAAGCGAAACGUUCACUCCGACAACAGCUAACGAUAACAAUUCAACCGUAGCGGGCUCUACUCUGGAACGUAAUUCAAAAACAAGAUCCUCACAUAUUUUAUAUGAUAGCAAUGGCCGACGCAUUAAGGGAUGCACAACUUCUUUGACUACAUCGCCUGUUAAAAAUCAUGCAUCUUCCCCGUUAGCCCAGCAAUUGCUCGAAGCGGCCAGUAGCGCCAAAAACGAUGCUCAGAUUUUAGAGAAAAUGAAAACAUUAUUAUUACGUUAUUCGGCGAGUAAUAUCGAAGUGCAAGCCUCUUCACAUUCAACCAAUGCUACGCAGCGCAAUGGAACGCAUGCAAAAAAAGCGGUAUAUGAAGACUUUACCGCCGCCUGGGUGAAUAGCAACGGUACUCUGGAACGUUCGAGUAGUUGCUCGCCGCCAGCAAAACCUCGCUCUAAGCGUAGUUCGGCGGCUUCGUCCACUGAAAGUACGAAUUCACGUGACAUGUCUGUAAUAGUAUCACCACGUCGCGAUCGUGGCCUCUCUAAAAUUCCUGCCCCCGUGCGCCAACACACGGAGCUUUACUAACAAAAAAUAUCACCACAGAUCCGUCGGAUAGUGGGAUAUCAGAAAUCGCCUAAGAAACCAUAACAAUACCUUUGUUUUUAUAAUUACAAUUACUUUAAAUGAAACGGAUAGAAAAGUCAGCGGAUCAAAGAUCCUCUUAUCGUUGCGCAGUAAAGCGAAUUGGAAUGAGACAAAUUUUUUUAAGAUUGUGUAAAAAAUAGUUAUUAACUUUUAAAACAAAAUUUUAACAUAAAUCCGAUUUGGAUUUACAUCAGCGAUUCUCAGUCUUUCAGCCCAAAUCGUAUUCAAGCGAACGAUAUUAUUUUGAUAUCUUUCUGUAAAGAAUUGGAUUGAUUUGGUUCUGAUAAGCGCGUUAGGGAUCUUAAUUGAAUUCAGUGCUGUCCUAAUAUCGUCGACAAAAACAACUUGGCAUAUUCUUUAGAUGGACUAAAAGCGAUUACUGUAAUAUACAAAAUACGCAUUUCUCAAAGGCUAUUGUUAGGUUAUGUCACAAAGCUUUCAUUAGGGUACAUUUCUGAUGGUACAUUUACGCUGUCCAUACCAUACCAUACCAUAAUUUCGAUUACCUACUGCUAUCGUGAUAUGCGAUCAUUUGAAAUCGUUAUCAUUUCAUGUUCAUUUUUAAAAGUUCUCGCCGCUCGCUUAAGAUGCAAAUUUGUUAAGUCCGUCAUACGAGAUUACUUUUCCCGCAAAUUUUCCAAGUACAUUUUUUCAAUGUCGCACGUGAUCCCCUCAUUAUAUCCGGCACCGUGAUAUAUGCUAAACUCACAACGUUUUUUCCAAUCAUAUCAAUAUAUAUAUGGAUGUUAUAUAUAGUGAUGCAAAAGCUGGACAUAUACUAUUUACUCAUACUCACGUUCACAUGACUCAUUAAUAGCGUCAACAUUAUUUGGAAGUAUGUAAUUUUUCUACGCUAAAUAAAGACGUGCUUCCAAGUGGUAGCGUGCACAAAUGAAAGUGAUGAAUUUUCACUUCUCGUUACGCGUGAUCACAAUAUUUGAAAAAUGGAUCGAGGGUUUUUGUGUUAUUGUCAAUAUAGAAAUUCGUCUGAGGAUAUCUCUUGAAGUCCGAGGAGCAGAGUUCGAAUUUGUAUUUUCCUUUCAAACGUUUCAAUACUAUAUGUAAUUGUUACGCUUUAGCGCCAGCAUUUCGUAUACAUUCAACUUUGACUGGUCAUUUCCUGCAAGCACUAUUUUGAACAUUAGAAUUCCCAGUAUAUCUACUGCUUCUAACCAUGCAUUCAUAGGUCCUUCAGAAACUUUCGAUAAGUCUGCAUAGCUUUGCAUGGAAUUUCCGCAUACUUAUCAGCGAAGGUUCAAACGCCACCUAUCAUAUCAUAUUUGGACUAAUGGGUUUUUUAUAUAUACUCUAGCGUUUAAAUUAUUAAAGAUUUUUUGUGAGCAAAAGGCUCAGGCUAGCUUUCAGAUAACCUGAUUUAUUAAUAUUUUGUUUUUUGUUUUUAUAUUCUGCUUUGAAGACACAUUAAUAAUAAAAUCGAAGCCGUACGUAUAUUUAUCGAGAAUUAUGAAUUAUAUGACAUAAAAGAGAACUCGAUCAUAAAAGAGAACUAAAUCCUUUUUAAGAAAAAAAAAAAGUAUCUGAGUUAUAUAUGUAGAUUAGGUAAGGGGUAUUGAGUAGUGAGAGUAUUGAGAUUAGGAGACUGCCAUCAAUCAAUCUUUUUACACAUAUAACGAGCUAUUUUCUUAAAAAUACAAAUUUAAAAAUAUUUUAACUAAAGUGAAAAUAUAAAAAAAAAAAAAAAAAAAAAACUUUUUUUAAUACGAACCAAUUAUAAGCAUUAGAGAAACGAAACGAAAGCCUCAAAGAAAAUUUUUUUUAAAUCAGGUCUAAACUAUUUAAUAUUACAUCUAAAUAAUACAAUUAGAAAGAGAAAUCGACAACAACAACAACAACAACAACAACAACAACAAUAAUAAUAAUAUAAUAAAAAAGAAAAAAAUGAAAAAAGAAUGCCUCUUACAUUAGGGUACACACUUACCUACAUAGACAUGUAGAUAAAUAGUAAAAGAACAGAUCCCUGAAAAGCAGAAAUAUUUUAAAAAAUAUUUACUUGAAUAAAAUUUGUUAAGAAAAUUUUUAAUUAGCAUUAAUAAGCGUAGAGAAUAAAAUAUAAAAAAACGAAAACGAAAAUUAUACAAAUACUUAGAAAACUUAAAUGACAGAUAUUUUUGCACAUGUUUGUACGCUCCGAGGACUUAGACGACCAUAUUUAGUUUAUAUAGCAAAGUAAGAGAAGGGUUUUCAUCUUUUUUUUUUUAUUCUCUCUCUCUUUUUCUUUUUUGAUCGGACAGUUAUAUUCAUAUAUUAACGGGCUCAAAAUUCUCAAUAAAUGGCUUUAAAUAAAUGAAAUGAACAAAAAUUACAUAAUAGCAACGAGAUAUUAAUCAUAUGCAUGUAUAAACAUAUAGUUUACUUUUACUUACAAAAUUUUAGUUAAGUUUGUGCUUCUCAUUUUUCAACUUUUUUUCUUUGUUUUUAGUUUUUUUAUCUCUCUUUAAUCUUUCGCAUAUGCAAAGUUUACAAUAAUACAAUACUGCAAAUGAUGUUUAUGUUAACGAUGAUAAUAAUAAUGAUGAUAAUGAUGGCAAGUUCAAUAGAAAGAGCUUCUUUUAGAAUUUUUGUUGUUAUUAAAUAUAAUUAAGAUGUUUAAAUUUAAAAAAAAAAAAAAAAAAAAAAACAAAUAAGCAAAGAAAAAAAUUGAUGAAUAAUGAUGAGCAUGCAUAAGAGGGAGAAACGCUUAGGCAUGCAAAUGUAGGGUUGUGAACGAUCCUUUAGUUACUAUGAAAGCAAAAUAAUAAUAAUUUCCCUAAUCCUAGAGAGUCAGUUAACACAAAAUACACACACACACACACACACACACACACCCAAAAUCAUUCAAACAAACUCCAUUGGGUUAAUUAAAACGAAGUAGACGAUGAACGCUCAACUUUUAUGCGCGCAUCAAUGUUGAACAACAAGCAACACGCUUGCAAAUUUUUCGUUUAGUUUAGCUCGCAAAUACACAGAUUAAAAAUCAUAGCUCGCUAGCAAUCGAUAAUACUUCCUUUGAUAAUCCUUCAACUUUCCAAUAUAAAUAUCGGAUUAUAUAUUAUUUUACUUACUUACUGUCCUGGCAAACUUUUAUUUCCAGAAAGCAUCUCUUGCCUCUUACGUUUUGAUCGCUUUGCAUACGAAGAUCGUGCUCACUGCCUGUCAGCGUACGAGGUUUAAAUGCAACUGGUGCCUAUACUACAAACCAAAAUUGAUGGGAAUUAAUUAGCUUAAGAUUCUGAGCGAAAGUUAUGAGUUUAUUUUUUUAUUUUUCGUUACGUAAAUCUUUCAUUGUAAGGGUCUUUAAUCGUCUAAGUGAUUGCUAAAUGCGAAUAAGCAGAAAUCCUUCGCUAGUGAACUGAAUUGUGGGCAUAGUUUGCCUUCUAAGCGUGACCUUGCUAGGCCAUAUCUGGCCCGUUGUGAUAAAAUUUUAUAGUAAAUUAAGAAUAAAUGCAUACUGAACCAGAUUGAUAAGGAAUAAUAAAAUAUAUGUAGCAAACUUCUUAACGCUCUCAUAACGCAUUCUAGUAAAGCAAUUUAUUUCACUUGAAACUUUUUUACUUAAC